GGAACGCCCCCCCCCCCCCGGUGAAGCUAUAAAUACACCCAUGAAGGUCAUUCAUGCGUCCACUUCUUCCUGCAGCUCUUUAUGAAUGAAACUCUUCCUCUGGCUGUCCUCGUUUGAAAAAUGCCUCCAGACUCAAACUUCACCACAGUUUCCAACCCGCUAACGUCUGCCCGUGGAGGCGGCGGCUGCCCUCCUGUUGGCAUCCAGCUGGAAGGCCUCAUCAUGCCUCCAGUCCUGAUCAUCGACGUUAUACUGGGAUUCAUGGGAAACAUUGUGGCACUUUGGAUCUUCUGCUUUAAGCUGAAGGCCUGGAACCCAAACACCCUGUUCCUCUUUAACCUGGUUAUUGCUGACUUCUUUGCCCUGGUGAGUCUGCCGCUGAGGAUCGAUGCCUUGCUCAGAGGCCAUUGGGUGUUUGGAGAUGGCAUGUGCCGGAUAAACCUCUUCCUGAUGUUUUCCAACCGAUCUGCCAGCAUUGCACUCAUGACCGUUGUGGCAAUUUACCGCUACUUCAAGAUAGUCCACUCUCAUCAUCGCUUCAACCGUAUGACCAAGCGACAGGCUGCUUUUGUCUCAGUGUUGGUCUGGCUGUUGGUGAUCAGUCCUCGGGUUCCCAUGCUGGCCUUCAACCACAUCAAGGGCAGCGGAGAGAAGACCCAGUGCUUCUUCUUCACGUCCUAUAAGGAGGCGUCCCGUUCAAUCAUCAUCCUGGUCGGCAUGCACCGCAUACUGACGGUGCUGGAGUUCAUCGUCCCCAUGGCCAUGCUGCUGUUCUGCUCCGUCCGGAUCUCCUGCUUCCUGAAGCAGAGGCAGAUGGGGAAACCUGAGAAGGUGCGGAAGGCCAUGAGGAUGUGUGCCGCCAUCGUGGCUGUGUUCAUCAUCUGCUUCCUUCCCACCACGGUCACCACCAUCGGCGUGUGGGUCAUCCGCUCGUUCCGACCAUGGGACUGCACUGCCUUCUACACCUUUACUCAGCUCACCAUUGUGUCUUUGGGUCUGAACUUCCUGAACUCGGCUCUGGACCCCAUCGUCUACGUCUUCUCCAGCUCGAUGUUCCGGAAGGCACUGCUGGAGCUUCUACCCUGUAGAAAGGAUGAAGGCCAGAAGCGGGAGUCCUCAUCAGGAAACCAAAGCACCACCCAGCAGGAACUGAAGACUUUAAAGGCUGAUUGUGGCAGUGAGGCCGUUCAGAGCGCUGGACCUUAGUUCAGACCAUGGAGGGUUUGGGGACGGUCUGUGCCCGAUCCACCCCUUCCUACCGGCUGAUUAACGCUGGUUUUAAUUUAACGCCAUUGUUAAGGUUGAAUCUGACCUUUCUGUAAAAUCUGCCUCUAAAAGGUUAAUCCUCUGAAAUGUUCUCUACAACCUUCAGUUGGAUGAUGGUUAUUUCAUAAAUAACACACUGACUAUGUUUCCGAGGAAGGUAAACAGUCCCAUCUGUUCUCCAAACACUAGUCAUGUGUUGAUGCUUAGAGUCAAGACUUGUAAACCAGACCAGCAUUUUAUUGCCGUUUUCGCAACGUCAUGUUUGGACUUUAUAAGACAUUCGAGUACAGAAGAAAAUAACAUAUUUAACAUCCUGGCAAUAAAAGUAGGGAAGGUCGGUUAGCAUGUCAGUGCUGCCUGCUGUGGGGGAGUUUCAGGACCGUCGGACCCGAUGACUGGUUCUUCUUCAUGUAGAAAGAUCAGAAUGUAGUUUAUUGAUGUCCUGCAUCGUUACUGGCGCUGCUGUGGAAGUCAGUUAGAUACCCAGCAGUGCUCCGUGUUGCAGCCAGAGAAACACUGGAGCUACCAGGAAUACGGAUUCACCAACAGACCCGGAAACUUCCCAAACAGGACACAAUCUGUUCCCAUCAUAGACAGGUCCAGCCACCGCUCCGUGCCACUAGUGAAAAUAGAUCUAUAACAAAUCCUCUAUAUAUUGCCUUUUGUGCACAAUGUGCCUUUACCUUUGCAACAGAUUAAAAAAAUCUAAACAAUAAUCCAUCAUGCAGGAGAAGAUUCUCAGUCAUCCAGGUCAGAGUCAGUCCAAAGAUUUUAAAAAUCAAUCCACCGGACUGGAAGUUUGCAGACUUUUCUCUUCCCAUCCAGGAAGCUUUUUCAAUUCAAACUUUAUAAUCAACUCUAUUUCUGACUAUCGGAAACGGUUCCACAGCUCUGGAACUGUUUUAGCCAGAGGUCUGACUUUUUCUGCAUUUGAGGUUGACAUGAUGUAGAUCAAAUAUAAUAAAAUU
Messenger RNA from Cyprinodon tularosa, 2234 nucleotides. Its product is annotated as hydroxycarboxylic acid receptor 2-like. The transcript has 3 exons. Gene Ontology annotation, biological process: G protein-coupled receptor signaling pathway. The coding region runs from base 121 to 1206 and encodes 361 amino acids. The record is from RefSeq and is a predicted model, not a curated record. Gene Ontology annotation, cellular component: membrane. Gene Ontology annotation, molecular function: G protein-coupled receptor activity. Lineage: Eukaryota; Metazoa; Chordata; Actinopteri; Cyprinodontiformes; Cyprinodontidae.